Messenger RNA from Phaeodactylum tricornutum CCAP 1055/1, 1718 nucleotides. RefSeq lists its product with no specific name. Gene Ontology annotation, cellular component: cytoplasm. The record is from RefSeq and is a predicted model, not a curated record. The transcript has a single exon. Gene Ontology annotation, biological process: protein phosphorylation; signal transduction. Gene Ontology annotation, molecular function: ATP binding; protein kinase activity. Lineage: Eukaryota; Bacillariophyta; Bacillariophyceae; Surirellales; Neidiaceae. The coding region runs from base 123 to 1718 and encodes 531 amino acids.
UGAGCGACAGCGACAGCUUAAACGAGAACAGCAGUUGUGGUAGUAGUGCACGCGGACGACAGUAUGCUCCACUGAAUCCAAUCCGAGACGAACGUGCAGUACUUUUCAAACUCGAAAGAAUCAUGAGACGGCCUCUGCGGCUCUGGUACAAGGAACCUCCGCCGCCUUCACACGAUCCUCCAUCCCCUCAACUACAUCAUCACCACCAUUCACGAUUUUAUCAUCCACACUGGGGAUUUCUCCUCAUCUUAUCGGGAGUUGCCUUGCAAAUGUGGGUUUCCGUUACGCAAUUAUCGGCCUUGGAGGUACCCGAAAACAACCUCGACGUGCCCUUGCUCCCAGCCUUUCGGAGCACCCGCGAAGAUUCGUCACGAAAGACGCCGGCGUCCACCAGUGCGUGGAGGCUCUACGUCGGUCGUGUACGGUACGGCGUGCCCGUGUCCGCCGCCUCCUACACGUGGGAAGCGCAACCCCCGCGAGUCGUUCGUUUGGCUCACGACGGAUCCUACCAACAUCCGAUUCCCUCCUCCCGGAAUCGCGUGGCCCGACGGAAUGUGGCGGAACUAGGGAAUGCUUCCUGUACCUACUGUCAAUACGAGUCGGAUCAACAUCUAUGGGACUUUGAAAAACCCUUUUACGAGGACUGUACCCCCAUGGCGAAAUGGCAAACCAUCUUUUAUCCAACCUGCAAUGUCUUGCACGAAAUUACCAUGAUGCACUCGGAGGAAGACUACGAUCCAAAAGGACACGACUUGGCCGACGAGAGUAUCGAUGAAAUUGAGGAUAACGACGAUGACACCGUCCCUUCCAUCGAAGAAACCACCUUGCUGAGUAUGCAGGGCAGUUGGCGGAGUGUUUGGAAGUACCAGGAUGCGGUCAACGAUACGGCCGUACUCAAAGUGCUGAAACACAGUCGAGAAUUCGAUCACGAAUCUUUCGCCUACCACAUUACCGAUGCCAUAGUCAUGGAGCGCUUGACCUCGUCCCCACACAUUAUCAACGCUUACGGAUUCUGUGGACAAUCUGUCUUAACUGAAUUCGCUUCGGGCUCGGCGCGCAAGCUCAUUAAGGACCCCAAAUUUAACAGCAAGGAACGGCUGAAAAUGGGAAGAGAUUUGGCUCGGGCCUUGACAGCAAUGCAUUCAAUCGACUUUCCCAACAGCACCAACCCCACGCUGGCUCACAAUGACAUUAACAUUGCGAAUGCCGUUGAAGUGGAUGGUCGCAUCAAGCUUAACGACUUUAAUCUGGCCGUCUUGAUGCGAUGGAAUGAUACACAACCGUGUGGCUAUCCGGUACGGUUCGAUCGACCCAUGUGGGAAUCACCGGAAGACGUCCGCAACCUCACCUACGUAGAUCCGGCACUCGGGGACGUCUACAGUCUCGGCAAUCUACUCUUUAGCGUAUUGACAACCCGACAACCGUGGCUACAUCUGGAACCGAACGGCCCCUACAACAAAACAGAGGUUGCACAAAUGAAAACGCAAGGCAUCAUGCCAGCUAUUCCCGAUAAAUAUUUAGAAUCGCGCAAGAUGGCGCAUCACGCGUUGUAUUUCGCCAUCCAAGCCGCCUACCGAGAUGAUCCGGCCGAGCGGCUCAGUUCCCACGAACUGGCGGAAGCUUUGGGGAUCGCUCUAAAUUGGGGUCGGGAUGGAAGACGCACCUCCCGCACCGACCUUGCCAUGCUGUUUGUCAAGCCGAGACCCGACAUGUACUAA